UGUUGAAUGUGGUGAAGUCAUAUAUUUCAGAGGAGGGUGUUUUCUGUAUUUAUGUUGGCAGUCCUGUAUGGUUCGCUCUGCACAGUGUUGUAAGGAAGAAGAAGAAGAGGAGCGGGAACACAGCAACACAAGCCCAGACCCACCUGUAUUCACCUGAAAGCUACUUACACAAAGAUCAGAAUGGCAAACUGUGGUCCUAGCUUUGGUCUGUCCCGGGAGGUGCAGAGUAAGAUUGAAAAGAAAUAUGACCCGGAACUGGAGGAAAAGUUGUCGGCGUGGAUCGCCAGCCAGUGUCCGUCUGUCGGCCAGCCUGAGGCAGGCAAGACCGGAUUCCAAAACUGGCUCAAGAAUGGAUGUGUUUUGUGUGAGCUCAUCAACAGCCUGUAUGGAGACAACAAGCCAAUCAAGUCCUUCAAGAGCUCUGGCAUGGCAUUUAAGCAGAUGGAACUAAUAUCCUUGUUCCUCACCGCUGCAGAAAAAUAUGGAAUCCCCAAAAUGGACAUGUUUCAGACUGUAGACCUCUUUGAAGGCAAGGACAUGGCUGCCGUCCAGAGGACCCUGAUGACUCUGGGUUGUUUGGCUUUCACAAAGGACGAUGGGUAUUACAAAGGAGACCCCAACUGGUUCCACAAGAAAGCUCAAGAGAACAAGAGAGAAUUCUCAGAGGAACAGCUGACCGAAGGCAAAAAUGUCAUCGGCCUGCAAAUGGGAACAAACAGAGGAGCAUCUCAAGCUGGAAUGACCGGUUACGGGCGACCCAGGCAGAUCAUCAACAAACCCUGAAUCCGAGUAGCACUUAAACUCUCCUCCCAGACACUCGACCUCUAAAAGGCCAGCGAGGACCGCGAGGAGAAAUGCAACCGGACUGUUUUCAAAGCUAAACUGGACCAAAACAGGGACCAAUGAGAACACGUGCACAUACUUCAUGUUGAGCAUGCAUACAUAAAUAGAUACAUUUAACAGUGUAAGUAAAGCAUUUACCAUAGUAAAUCGUAAAUGAUAUUUUUUCAUCAUUCCAGUUGUUUUGCAUGUUUUAACCCACUACCUAAAAAUCAAAUAUGCUUUACAUUACUGCAAACCAUAAGAUUUUAGAUUGAUUUCUUAUCCUCCAUACAUCCAGAGGUUUCAGUUCACUAUAAAAAUCUACUUGCAGAGACUUGUAACUUGCUUGAGAGAAGUACUCCAUCACAUUCAACAUGUAGUUUGAUUUAUUUCAACAGCUACAUCAUUGCAGCAUGCAAAUUUCAAAACUCUAUCCAUCGGUGCAUUCAAGGACACUCCGAUAUCUGACAUUUGAGAAUUUUUAAUGGAUGAAACCAAAUCCAUUAUUUAUCUUUCACAGUGUCCUUGUUUGCUUUUUUGUGUAUCAUCUUCUGACAAUGUAGCUAUUCAUUCUUGGACGUCAGGGUGUACUUGAAUGCACCACUAGGGAGAGUUUUGCAAAGGCUCACAACUGCAACACUGCUAUAGUACAACAUUAACAAAAAUGAACGCUAAAGAGAAAGAAUUGAACUAAUUGUUAAACGUGAUAGAUAACGUGACCUCAAGCAGGUUUCAAGUCUCAUUUGUUGUGUACUGGAAUUAAUUGAAACAAGUGGAAGGUAAGAAGUGUAGGCUAUGUAGAUUUGUGGUUUACAAUAAUGUCAAAGCUGGGAGAGGCAUUUUAUUUUCGGUGUUAUUUGGCAAAAAUUGCAUAGUAACUUUUCAGCAUAUUGCAAUUCAAGUGGUUCAAGUGUUUGCCCAAUGAUGCCAAAAACAUACUGCCUACCCCCGCUUUAAGAACAAAAUUUGGAGUUAAUAGUUAACAGUCAAGUAUAAGUCAUUUUAGAAAGUGAAUUGCCUGGUUUAAAAAAGUUUUUUAAGAAAAACAGAAAAUGCAGUGUUUUGCCUGCUCCAUAACACAAUCUGCAGUUAGAUCUCAGUUUUUCUAAUCAAGAUGUUGAACCUUCUGUUUAGAGUUUAAUGCAUCACAUAUAAUGAUGAUGAUUUUGAAAUAAAGUUUGAUCUACCUGUAAAAAA
Sebastes umbrosus (honeycomb rockfish) is the source of this 2019-nucleotide messenger RNA. Its product is annotated as transgelin-like. Gene Ontology annotation, molecular function: protein binding. The coding region runs from base 181 to 783 and encodes 200 amino acids. The record is from RefSeq and is a predicted model, not a curated record. The transcript is spliced from 5 exons. Lineage: Eukaryota; Metazoa; Chordata; Actinopteri; Perciformes; Sebastidae.